Molecule: messenger RNA, 510 nt
Organism: Nymphalis io (European peacock)
Lineage: Eukaryota; Metazoa; Arthropoda; Insecta; Lepidoptera; Nymphalidae
Product: chymotrypsin-2-like
Exons: 4
Coding region: 1-510 (169 amino acids)
Biological process (GO): proteolysis
Molecular function (GO): serine-type endopeptidase activity
Source: RefSeq, a predicted model, not a curated record
AUGGCGGCUUUACGAACUGGCAUCUUUAUCAGAUUUUUCAUAUGUGGAGGCUCAAUUAUUACCAACAGACAUGUGCUAACAGCUGCUCACUGUAUCGACUCUGUUUAUGGAGGAAGUGGUCUUUCUAUGAUACAGCCGGUGUCCUUGAGCUUCGAUUACAUUACUGGUGACAUCAUAUCUCGGGUAGCUGGAUGGGGUAGAACAGUGGUAGCUGGUCCUCUGUCUAAUCGUCUGUUGGAGCUGGUCGUUAAGACAGUUGACGGAGAAGAGUGCUCGAAGGCUAUCAACUACAAUAUAAGUGCCGCCGAACAAUUUGCCAAGUACGACCCGGAGUUAGAGCUAUGCGCUUUUGAGGAGAAGGGAGAUUCCGGCAGCGGUCUCGUUCGAAAGGACAGAAAUGUGCAAAUCGGAAUAGUGUCUUGGGGUUACGCGUGUGCGCGAGGAGUGCCAGAUGUAUAUGUGAGGCUUAGCGCAUACAGAGAGUGGAUUGAAGAGGCAUUAUCUCGAUAA